Messenger RNA from Paramuricea clavata, 3163 nucleotides. The record is from the annotation of a GenBank genome assembly. Lineage: Eukaryota; Metazoa; Cnidaria; Anthozoa; Malacalcyonacea; Plexauridae.
CUAGUCUAAUACCUUUUGAGGUUUCUUAUUGCUUCUAGAUUUAUUAUUUAAGUUGUUCUCUUUCUGUUUUCCAGGUUUGCUAUUUUGUCUUGUGCUAUGUGGGUCACGUUUCUUCACAGACGAUAAACUCUGAACAAAAAAUGAGCUUGGAGUUCUCUCCAGUUCUAUUUCAUUGUCUGACUGGCAAGAGUCAUUGUCACUUGCUGAAGAAGGUAUCGAUGUCGGGAUGGUGGGAAUGGUGAGAUUUUCUUGCUUCAGUUUGAGCUUUGUCUUGGCUUUCUUUGCAGAUCUAACAGCUGGAUCAUUGAGGGAGGAUUGUACUGGUGAAGGAAAAGAGAAAUAGGAAAAGAAAUUAAAGUCAAACGACUGAGAAAGGUAAGUACUAGGAGGAAUGAAUUUUGUGAUACACAAGAAUUAAACAAGGUUACUUUUUGCACAUGUAGUAUUUGAUAGUUUUAAAUGAUCCUGAAUUGGUUUUGAUGAAAUGAGUCGAUCCAAAGCGCGUUGUUCAACCUCCUCUGCAGUAACCUACAACAUACAUUUUUGUUACAAAUGUUAGAUUGGGGAUGAGAUUAUUUAGAUUGGAUUUUUGUGGCAACAGUUGCAAAUCCAAGCAGGGGACAAGUACAGAUUUAGAAGCGCACCUAUCCAAGGGUUGUCGAUAUUUUCACGGAGGGGGUAUGUGGUCCAACAAAGAUAUUUUUAGGGGGGGUGACCAGCCUAGAUAUUUUCAGGGGUGUGGGGUGGGUGGGUGAUUCAUACUACUGUAUAUAUACAAGGGGGUGAUCCACACUAUAUAUUUUCAGGGGGGGGUCUGGAUUUAGAAUGUCCCAUACUUAGGUAAUAUCAAAAUUAAACCUACCACCAUAGAAUCACUUGAGUCUUUAUUUUGGAUCUUUUUUAUGACAGUAUCGAUUUCAAGUUCCUGAUGAAUAACAAUACAUAUAAGUUGUAAUGCUUUGAUCUUAGUGAUAUAUAAUAUUUAUUUAUUUGAUCACAAAAUAAAGCAUCAACUUUUACGUUACUUUAAUAUACUCAAGUUCUUCAUAAAAUCUAGUUGCUUUUCUCGUGUUUUUCUCAACUUGUUGCUCUGUCCCUCUAUAAAAUAAGAAUAAAAUACUCUGUCUAACACCAGACGAUUUUACUUAUCAAGGAGAGAGUGCUGUCACUCAAUGGGUUAACUAAAUGCACAAGCAGAUAAUCUGAUUAAUCCAUUGAGGGUCAGCACUCUCCCCUUGACAAGUAAAAUUGUCUGGCAUUAGACAGAGUAAAAUAAUAUAUAUAGGGUACAUUGAGUAAUUUGGCCAUAUUGAUAAGAUGCACAAGGCAAUAUACUACCAUACCUUUUAUUUUUUAACAUUUUAAUUCUUCUUGUGAGAUGUUGUACGGCAAAGAUCUUUGCUCUCUUUAUAUCUUUCUGUAAGGCUUUCUAAAUUUGACAAAAAUCUUGUAAGAUGGAAAACUUGUUUUCAAAACAAUAAAAACACUUUUCAGUCAUGUUCCAAACAAAGUCUGGGAGAGUAGGUAAUUAAUAAUGCCCAACACUUUUUUCUUUUAGUUUUUUUAAUUUUUUUUCUUUUCCCUUGAUGAGUAAAGUCAUCUGGUGUCAGACAGAAAAAAAAUAUAAGUUCACAGAAUAGAGACCAUACAGACUACAGAAAGCCAGCCAACCCCAAGUGUAACCACUGCCAUGAUUCGCAAUAAUUACUUGGGUGACUAUGUCAACCGAGUCAUAAAUUCGGUUUGUUUGUUUUUUUCUCUGGUAUGUGAGUCGGCCAAGUAAAUGCCUACUUGUUCGUCAUAACAAUGCUGUCGCCAUUUUUCUAGCCAGUGCGGUUAUGAGAGGCAUUCACCCCCUUGAACUUGUACCAUUUUGAAUAUUUUCAGGGGGGUGAAUGGCUCUCAUAAGCCGGGUAGGACCAUGGCGACAGCAUUGCAACAGUACCUAAUAAUUAAAUAAUUUAUCCAUAUUAAGUUUAGCCAGAUUAAGCUAGGUUUACCAAUCUGGAUCAAAGGAUUAGAUUAAAAUGUGUUCACUAAAACCGUUACAGUAAUCUGCUUGGAUUUAAUAAUAUCAUAUAUGGAUUUUUACGAUUUUAUAUACUGUAUAUCGAAAUCAAAUCAUUUUUAAUACGAUCACAAGAGUUUUCCUACCGUGUUUCUAGAUAAAUUUUCAUCAUCCAUAUUUUCAGAGUCUUAGAUAUACUUGCAGAUACUUGCAAAAAUUAUCCAAGUACAGCGAUUGUAAGAAAUAGAAAGAAAAUAAAAAUAUUUACUAUAAACAACUUCAAUGUUUUCAUUUAGGCAAGCCUGCACGCCUGAUUCACAGCCUGGAUUUUAGGGUGGUGUUCACACUCCAGUCACAAAGUUUCGAGAUCAGUGGGAAGAAAAAUGGCAGAUUUAAAUCACUUUGCUGAUCAACAACAAAAUGAUUUUGGGGCCGAUCAAGAAGUAGCAGCCGUUCUUGGAGGCCGCUGUUUAGGUUAGUAUAAAGUACUUUUACUCGUUGUUUGAUUUCAUAAGUUUUGAGCAAAUAGAUAAUGUAUAUCUCCUCUGUUUGUUUAAUUGUUUACGUUCGAUAUUUGUGUAAAGUGCACGUGGCUUUUUGUUUUGAAAUGUGACAAUUAUGCACAAAGUAAAUAAACAUGUGUUUCUUUGUUAAGCAGAUGUGCCCGUACAGCGUGGUCGAUCCAGCUCCAGCAAGUCAAGCAAGAGUAGAGAUUCUGCUUCGAGUAUGGACACCGUUAAGGUUUGAGAUUUUUCAAGUUUUUAUUAAUAAUUUAUUUUAAUAUAAAAGAAUUCAAUUAUUUAUGCAUAGCUUCAAUUGAAUAGCUUCAAGUUGUAUUAUUUAAUAUUUGGAAAGCGUUCAAAUAGUUAAUUACGAUUCCUAGAAUUAUGUGUGGUUGUAGAUGCAAUGUUUUGCUAUAAAUUUGUACAGCAGAUCUGUCAGUUUUUGUCUACUUCAAUCUAUUUUCUUUCACUAUAAAUGUAUUUAUAUUAUUACAGAUAUAUUAAUUACUAUUAAAUCCUACAUUUAAAUUACUAGGUCAUGUAUUUUACAAACAAAACAGUAUACAGUUGAUAAAUGUUAUAUUUUUUUAGAUCAAAUGUGAAAAUGUGACUCCUGUUUCAGAAAGCAGCUACGACAGUGACAUUGCACAUU